This is a messenger RNA of Tetranychus urticae (two-spotted spider mite), 2046 nucleotides long. The record is from RefSeq and is a predicted model, not a curated record. Lineage: Eukaryota; Metazoa; Arthropoda; Arachnida; Trombidiformes; Tetranychidae.
AUGUUACGCAACGAUAAGCGCUUUCCCUGUCCUGAUUGUCAUAAGACGUUUGCAACCCAAGUAGAUCUUAAAGCACACCUAAUGAGACAUAUCACACAACAUCCAUAUGUUUGUUUUGCCUGUGGAAAAGGUUUCAAAUAUGACCAUACAUUGGAUUUCCAUAUUAAAAGUCAACAUGGAGCCGAGAAUGGAACUGGUAAUACAAGUACCGGAUCUAGUGGUAAAAAUGAGUCAUUUAACUUGAAAUCUUUGAAUCGAAAAAGUUGUAAGAUGAAACGAGAAAUGGUAGACGAUAAAUCUGGUUCUAGUGUUAUAAGUGGAGUUGGAUUAUUUGGUAUUGGCUCUGGAACUGGUACACUUUCUGGUUCUGGUUCUGGUUCUGGUAUUGGUACAGGAUUGGAUAAUCAAAACAAUAAUCGUGCUUUGAAUAAUAGUAGCAGUAUUGGUGAGAGAAACAAACAACAACGUAGGGAUCAACCACUUAUUGGUAGACUGAGAGAAAUGGACGAUCCAAUUGGAAAUACUAAUGUGAAGCAUAAUAAAAAUAACAAGGCUCGUGAAAAUUGUGAUGAUCAAAGUUUUAACGAUGGUAUUUCUAGUGAUAUUAUUUCUCAACAUCAACAACACCACAAUCAACACAACCAACCACAACAUGUUCUUACAAAUAACCCUCUCCAAAUACCUGGUUCAUUAAUUGAAUCAAACAGUAUUCUGAAUGGAUUAAAAUUUCCUAUUUCACUUAGUUCCUAUCCAUCAUGUACAACUACAGCCUCACAUACAUCUACACUUAAUUCAAUACCCAUCAUCUUUGUUAACAUCGUCAACAAAUCCAACAAAUCUAUAGCUAAAACAACAACACCAAUAACAACAAGUACUGCAAAUAAAGAAAAAAUGUCAUCAAUAGCUGCUAAUACUUCAAAUUUAGCAUCAAAUUUGCCAUUAAUUGAUUUCGGUUUACAGGGUGAUUUAUCUCCAAGAAAUUUACAAAUUAAAUCAGAGAAAGUUUUGAUAUCUGUUUUAGAAGGUGUUCAUCCAGUUAACGAGCAAACUUAUUCAUUGUACAAAUGUUGUUUAUGUGGUUUUGCUUUUCCAAGUCUCGAACCUGUCAGUAUUCAUAUUCAGUCAUUACAUUCAAACAAUUUAAAUUUAACUUGUGAUAAAUGUGGCGCAACAUUUAAAUGGAAAAGUGAAUUACAAUUACAUGAACAAUUACACAAAGCAAUGGAUCAGUCUGUGAAUAAUUUUAUUCUUAAUAAUGGUGAAGAAAUUGAUAGCAAUAAUAAUAAUAAUAAUAAUAGUAACAGUAAUGGUAACAACAUCAACAACAACAUUAAAAAUCAAAAUAAUGUUAAUAAUAUCAAAAGCAAAUCUCAACUACAGAAUCAUCAUUCACUACAAAAUCAACUUAAACAAGAUCAUAACCAUCCACAUUUACAAAAACAAUUACAACUCCAACUACAACAACUUCAACAACACCAACAUCAACAGCAAUCACAACAAUCGUCUCGUUCAUUGAUUAUGCCAUCAUUUUUGCAACCAAAUUUAGUUUUUAUGAACCAAUAUUUAAAUAGUGAUGAUCAUAAAAUUGGUAAUGAUAAUGAUGAUAUCCGACGGAGAAGUAACAUUGGAAUUGAAGAAGAAGACGAAGGACAUGAAGGAAUGAAUCAAGAAGACGCAGAUGAAGAAUCGAAAUGUGAUCAAGAUGAAAAUAUUGAUGAAGAUGAUGGUCAAGGAUUGAAUUUAAGUUUAAAACCGCAAUAUAAAACAAAAGUUGAAGAUGUUAACCCGAGUUAUGAUAAAAAUAAUAGUAUGAUGAUGUCUAUGAUGAUGAUGAGAAACAAGAAUAAUAAUAUGAAAUUAAACAACAAUAUAAAUAAUGAGAAUGAUGAAAAUAAUAACAAUGGUCAUGAUAGGAUGACAUCAAUGGAUGAACCAAUUGAUUUAAAAAUUGAAUCAUUUUCAGAUUCAAAUAAUAACAACAUCAAUAAUUUGGGAAAUAACAUUAUUUCAAAUUCAUUGAAUUUUCUACAUUCAUCAUCAUCAUCA